CCGGAGUUCGACUCCCUCGGUGUCGAACAUGGCGGCCUCGUCAACAUGUUCAACGCGAUGAUUUACGUUUUCAUAAUAAUGAGAUAAGCAGAAUUGAACGUUUACGGGAUAUUUAUCUGUAAAAAAAAAAUUAAUCUGAAAUAAUACGACGAGAUGGCGAGCUGUGUCAAUUCCGUAAACAGUCUACUGAAGUCUUACAAGAACUGGAUCGUAUCGAAUCCGCAGUUACUGACGGACAUCGAGGCCACCGUCAGAUGUUUGUCUUACUUCAGCUUUGGACACUUCCGUAAUUCGACUUUGGCCGUGGAACUGAUUUAUUCCAUGCCGAAUCUGAUUGUUCUCUGCAACGACCUGCUCAUGUACAGCAGUAGACGCCAGCACUUGAAGAUACCUCAGUUCGACUCGAAGAUUAAGAUUUGGUUGACCGUGGUGGAGUACACCGAGACGCUGCUCGAGGUGACCGCUAAGAAGUUGUGGGGCCCAAAGGGAAGGUGGUUGAUAAUCGUAGUCGUACAGUUGUUCAAGUCCGUGUUGCGACUGUUGUUAAUUCAUGUGUGUAAGGAACGCGUGACGAAGAGCCCGGCGACGCCGCCGCUCAACAGAGAGAAAUUUAGUAAAGUUGUCGACGAUGCGCAGUCGAAGGAGGGCUUCAUGCUGAAGAGAUCGGGCACCGUUGUUCGAAGCGUAAAGUAUUCGGCUCCUAUAGAGAUGCGAACGUGGAAGGCUUUGCCUCCUGUCACAGACGAGAAUGAGAAUCUGGCCAAAAACCAGGAAUCCGAGAGGAAUCUUAAACUAGCUGAGAGUCUUUACGUGACAAAGCCACUGCUUCAUCUUGGGUGUAUGUACCUCACCAAUCAGGAACAGUGGCCACCGUGGAUAUUGUCGCUCGUUAUCGAUGUAGCCAGUUUAAACGUCUUCACGCGUUACGCCCGAAAAGCAUCGUUCAGCAAAGAGGAGGAAGAAGAACUCGUGCGUCGAAGAUUGAGCUUGCUGUUGUAUAUCUUGAGAUCGCCGUUCUACGACAAGUACAGCCGUAAUAAGAUAAACUCGCUGCUCGACACGAUAUCUACCUCUGUGCCUCUCGCCAAGUACUUGGCCAGUGCCGUUAAAAAAAAUUUACCGUACAUGCAGACUGCUAUCGUGAAUCAAUGUCAGUGCUAUCAGGGAACUACCUGUCCCACAGGCACUGGCGGCAUGGACAUCAGAAUAGUGAAUGCGGGAAUAAUUUGCCCUGCUGGAUACGUGUACUGUUGUCCAUCCGGCGUUCCAAGUAAUCCUUCUUGCGGUAUUCGAAAAAUCACACCCUCCGCGCAUCCAGUGGGACAAGCUGCUUAUGGUGCAUAUCCCUGGAUGGUGGCUAUUUUGACCACCGGCAACGUUUAUGUCGGGGGAGGAGUGCUUAUCAGUACAACGCACGUCCUUACCGUCGCUCAUAAAGUCGCAAGUUAUGUAAAUGGUGGGAUCAAAGUGAGAUUAGGUGAAUGGAACACUCCAGUUAACAAUGAACCUAAUCCGUACGUGGAGAUCUCCGUUUCAAAAGUCACCCUGCACCCUCAAUAUAAUUCGCAAAACCUCCAGAAUGAUAUAGCGGUGCUUAAACUAAGCUCGGCUGCUCCCAUCGCAACUAGUCCUAACAUCAACACGGCGUGUCCACCAUCUGCACCGGCUGCCGUAGGAACAAGAUGUUGGGUGUCGGGCUGGGGAAAAAAUGCCUUUGGAAGUAGCGGUAUGUAUCCAAAUAUCCUGAAAGAGGUAGACGUACUUGUGGUAAGUCAAGCAGAUUGCCAAACAGCCCUUCGGACGACAAGACUCGGUAGCAUGUUUGUUUUGGACAGCAGUUUCAUGUGCGCGGGAGGGGAAGCUGGCAAAGACGCAUGCACUGGCGACGGAGGCUCACCGAUGGUGUGUUCAACAAAUAACGGGCCCUAUCAAGUUGUUGGGCUGGUGACAUGGGGUAUAGGUUGCGCAAGUCCGGGAGUACCUGGUGUAUACACUAAUGUGUACAAUUUCCUUCCCUGGAUCACGCAACAAAUGACAUAGCUCUUGAAAAUAUACAGCGUAAGAAUUAAUUAAGCAAGAAUAGAAUGUUCACAUCGAGCUAAAAUUUGUAAAAUAUUUGCAAUAAAUUAUUAAAAUGAUUAAAAUAUA
Molecule: messenger RNA, 2148 nt
Organism: Temnothorax curvispinosus
Lineage: Eukaryota; Metazoa; Arthropoda; Insecta; Hymenoptera; Formicidae
Product: peroxisomal membrane protein PEX16-like
Exons: 10
Coding region: 154-2040 (628 amino acids)
Biological process (GO): proteolysis
Molecular function (GO): serine-type endopeptidase activity
Source: RefSeq, a predicted model, not a curated record